AUGGUCGCUCCAUGCAAGUCCGUACAUUACAGAGCAAACCUUCCUGAUGGCAUCAACGGCCCUGCAGGUUGUGGAGUCCAACAUGUCCUCCCUCAAUGGCCAGGUCAUUGUCAACUUUGCUACCAGUGCGGUCGAGGAAUUCAUGCUGGCCCAGCGAGAGCGUGA
Molecule: messenger RNA, 165 nt
Organism: Symbiodinium pilosum
Lineage: Eukaryota; Dinophyceae; Suessiales; Symbiodiniaceae
Source: the annotation of a GenBank genome assembly